CUUUCAACACCUGAAAAUAGGAAUUGCAUUCUGCAAAUACCGAAAAAUUGUCUGAUAGGGUCGAUUUAGCCAGAUCGAGGAAGUUUCCAGGCCAGUUUAACUCUAUGCGCAACCUCACCUGCACCUUCCACCACACAAUUCACCAUCACCUCACCGCACCGCCUCACAACCGCCACGAUGCCGAAAGUCAAGAAAACCUCCACGUCGCAGAACACGUCCGCGACCUUCAACAUCCCCAACAAGGUGCACCGGCAAGCGCACAACAUCCGCAUCAAAUCCGCGCUCGCCGCCGCAAAGCGCAAGGAAAAGUUCGACCGCAAAAAGGUCGAAGCUAAAGACCCGUCGCUGCGGGAAACCCGUCUUUCUACCAACCUCCCAGACACCAUAGAGCGCAAGCGGGUAUGGGACGAGCGGAUUCCGGGCGCGGUGCCCACCACCACCACUGCGGGCACGGCGGAUGAGGCAAAGGCGGAGGGAGUGACGGGGGAGGAGGCGGCAGCAGAGGCGGCGGAGGAGGCAGCGGCAGCGGCGGAGAUCGCGGCGCACGAAGAGAACCAGGCGACGCUGGCGGAGGACGCGGAGACCGCGGCGCUGUUCCCGACAUUGGACCGGCCGCCAGGAGCUCCGCCGCGGAUCCUGCUCACCACUUCGCGCUUCAACCACACCCACGACCAGGCCGAGGAGCUGGCAAAUCUCUUCCCCAACACCACAUAUCUCCCGCGCAACAACGACCUCGGCAUCGUCGAGAUGGCCAAGAUCGCCGCAAAGCCCACCACUAUCGAUCCCGCCACCGGCGAGGUCCGCAAGCCGUACUCACACAUCAUGAUCGCCAACGUCGAGAGCAAGCUCAUCGACGCACUGACCAUCAUCGUGCUGCCGGAGGGCCCGACUUUCCGGUUCACCGUCUCCAACUACCAGCCGGCGAAGCGCAUCAGCGGGCACGGCCGGCCGACAUCGCACAUCCCCGAGCUGAUCCUCAACAAUUUCCUGACGCCGCUAGGAAAGACCACCGCGGGGCUAUUCCAGUCUCUGUUCCCGCAGCAGCCACAGUUCCAAGGACGACAGGUAGUCACGCUGCACAACCAGCGCGACUUCAUCUUCUUCCGGCGACACAGAUACGUUUUCCGCGAGAAGCGCGAGACCGAGAAAGAAGCGGGCUUCGGGUUGGACCCCACCAAGGCGGAUGGCGGAAAGGGCAUGGAGGGCCUGGGAGUGCGGGUGGGACUGCAAGAGAUUGGGCCGCGGUUCACGCUGAAGCUGCGGAGAGUGGAGAGGGGCGUCAAGAAGGAUACCGUGUUCCAGUGGAAGGGCGGGAUGGAUAAGGUGCGGACCAAGUUUCAGCUUUAA
This is a messenger RNA of Tricharina praecox, 1347 nucleotides long. Its product is annotated as Brix domain-containing protein. The transcript is spliced from 2 exons. NCBI's taxonomy places the organism in Eukaryota, Fungi, Ascomycota, Pezizomycetes, Pezizales, Pyronemataceae. Gene Ontology annotation, cellular component: nucleolus; preribosome, large subunit precursor. The coding region runs from base 178 to 1347 and encodes 389 amino acids. The record is from RefSeq and is a predicted model, not a curated record. Gene Ontology annotation, biological process: maturation of 5.8S rRNA; maturation of LSU-rRNA. Gene Ontology annotation, molecular function: rRNA primary transcript binding.